GAUCACGCCAUGCACUCACGAGGAUCGGGGUUCACUCAGCAGACAGCAGAAGAUAAGAUACGUCACACUUAUCAACUGGGUCAGUCCAUCCGUGCAUCUGAUCCAGUCAAAGUACAAGUUAGUUCUCCGUCUGUUGCCAAAAUUUGGCAUAAAAUUUUUGCCCAAAAUUUUUCAUCAAAUUUUGCACAAAUUUUUGCACAAUGUCGCAAAUUGGAAACUGUGCUCCUCACCGGCUGGUUGAAAAUUCUACCUUCCUCCUUAACUACACCGCCCUUCCGUCCGUAGAUUCGUCGCUCUAUCCUUUUUCCACCUUCACCUGGAAAGGAUGGAUGAGUUGGAUCGCGGAAAAUUGGCACUACUCGAUAAUCGCGAGUGUGCUCUAUAUCGUGGGAAUUUUCUCGCUAAAAUUUUGGAUGAAAAGCAGGCCAGCGUAUGAUCUUAAGGGACCACUGUUUUAUUGGAAUGCAGCCCUUGGACUGUUUUCUAUUGCGGGAUUUAUUGGUCUAUUUCCGGACUGGUAUGCCUCGUUGCGAGGGGGAGGAGUACAUGGGUCGAUGUGUCAUAUGAGCCAAGUUUACUCUGUGAUGACAUUUUGGAGAGUUGCGUUCGCACUUUCUAAAUAUGUAGAGCUUGGUAAUUUAAUUAAUUUAAUUGACAUUUACAUAAUUCAAACUACAUUGACUAAAAUUUGUGAUUAUCUCGGAACUCGUGUUUUUGCAGUGGUAUCAUCACGCCGUCACCUUAAUCAUGGUUUGGAUCCUGACCCCAAUGUUGGAACCUGUCAGUAGAUAUUAUUGUUUUAUGAACUAUGGUGUUCACAGCCUGAUGUACCCCUACUUCGCCUUGAAAGCUGUCGAUUACUACAUACCCCGAUGGAUAUCGUCGGCUAUCAGCUCUCUGCAAUUUUUGCAAAUGGUUGUCGGCAUCUCUGCCAAUAUUUACACGGCCCACAUUGCGAAGACGAGCGGAGAAUGCUGCAGAUACGAGACGAGCAUCCUAAUCAGCCAAGUGGUGUAUGGAAGUUUUGUCAUUCUUUUUGGCAAGUUACUAAUCGACGUGGUCAAUCGGGGGAAGGGAGGAGAGAAGAAAAAGUUAUAAUUCUAUAAUGCAAUCUUGAUAAAAUAAAUACAAAAACUACAUGCCGCAUUUAUUUUAAGUUCCUUAUCAAGUCAUUAUUGUCAUGAUAUUAGGCAGUUUGUGUAGCUACGUUUUUAGGAUUUUCGUAACGCUCCGUAUCUCUUGAGAGUGGUCGAUAUUUUCAAAGUGCACCUGAAAAAUGUGAAGACUACGCCCCACCACAAUUUACAAAUUUGCUCCGGAAAUUUUGACCACUUUCAGGAGAUACGGAGAGUUACGGAAAUCCUAAAACUGUAGCUACACAAACUGCCUAUUAAUCCAAAUUGAAAUAGAUUUGUUUAAGCAAGGAUUACAUGUCA
Molecule: messenger RNA, 1436 nt
Organism: Folsomia candida
Lineage: Eukaryota; Metazoa; Arthropoda; Collembola; Entomobryomorpha; Isotomidae
Product: putative fatty acid elongation protein 3
Exons: 5
Coding region: 748-1098 (116 amino acids)
Biological process (GO): fatty acid elongation, saturated fatty acid; fatty acid elongation, monounsaturated fatty acid; sphingolipid biosynthetic process
Cellular component (GO): endoplasmic reticulum membrane
Molecular function (GO): fatty acid elongase activity
Source: RefSeq, a predicted model, not a curated record